GCAGGCCUAUAGGCCGGCAGACUUCAAUGCGCUAUUCGCAAGCCUUCCAAUAUGAGCCGCCAUCAGCUGGGCCUUCUUCUGCUGCUUCUAGGGAGGAAUUCAAGUCGGUGUUCCAGGCGCCAAGCGAGCCUGCAAAGAGAGAAGCUACCAUACAACCGAAGUCCACCAUGACAAAGUCUCCCCAAAGCAAGAAGGACACGAAGCAGAGCGCACCCAGCGAGCCCGCUCGUCGGAAGAGCAAGGGCUUUUUCGGCAGAGCUAAGAAGUUGCUUUCUAGUAAGGAGAGCAGCAAGUAGGGUCUUGAGCUCCAGAGGUUGCGUGAGAUGAAGUCUCCUGAUGCAGCCACACUUGAUGAAGAUGUGCUUCGCAGCAGCUCGAUGAUAACGGGCAAUGUCUACUCGCUGAGGCGUGAGUGGGUCAGACCGUCUCGCCAACGACAUGAUGAUGAUGACCGGAGUCUACGGCGUUAUAUAUACCCCUGGUCAUGGCUGAACGAAAUGAAUACGAAAGGGCUCGCGUUCAUAGCUGUGCAGAAAAGAAGAUACAUGUCUGCUUCAUGGCAGAAACUCGACAGGAUCUCCAGGGUGAACACAAG
This is a messenger RNA of Pseudocercospora fijiensis CIRAD86, 595 nucleotides long. RefSeq lists its product as uncharacterized. The transcript has a single exon. NCBI's taxonomy places the organism in Eukaryota, Fungi, Ascomycota, Dothideomycetes, Mycosphaerellales, Mycosphaerellaceae. The record is from RefSeq and is a predicted model, not a curated record. Bases 27 to 296 code for a protein of 89 amino acids.